Trichomonas vaginalis G3 is the source of this 531-nucleotide messenger RNA. Its product is annotated as protein kinase a regulatory subunit binding. The coding region runs from base 1 to 531 and encodes 176 amino acids. The record is from RefSeq and is a predicted model, not a curated record. Lineage: Eukaryota; Parabasalia; Trichomonadida; Trichomonadidae. The transcript has a single exon.
AUGAUUGGUGAAUCAUGUUUUUCUGGAUGCAAUAAGUUGAAAUUCAUUUAUAUUCCGAAUUCUGUUUCUGCUCUGUAUCCGUUUGCUUUUAGAUCAUGUCCAAUUGAAGUUAUUUCAAUUCCAGCUGGAUGUAUUGUAUACAGCAAAGCUUUCGAUGGCUGUACAAAUCUAAAAAGUGUUGAGAUAUUUGAUAACGCAAUAGUGAGGUCUAAUGCUUUCUCUCGUUGUACAAACAUAAGCAAGAUUGUAGUGUAUGAAUACGUAGCACUCUACGAAAACUCAUUUGAAGAUAUUGAUUCUGAUGUUUUCUACUUCGGCAUAACUGAUUUCUGCUAUCCAAGCACUGAGACGGAGUUACACAGAAUCAAUGGUACUCAUAUUUUCGUAAGGAAUGAGUAUGUGUCAGAUAAAUAUGGCAAAACAAAGGCUGUAAAGUGUUCUUCUAGUACAGUGUCAUCCAAUAAGUGUUUGUGUACUCCAUAUUAUGAUAAUAUGCAGAGAAUUGCCUUAAGAACUCAAAGAAGACGCUAG